AUGUCCCUGCCACUUUGGCGCCAAUUUUUCCGGAUGUGCACCCUUUCUCUCCUGGGGCCUGCGGAUGCCGUAGAGUUCGUGGAUCUGCGGUGCAAGUUCGACGCGGACACCUGCGGCUGGACGAGCCCUAGCAAGGCGCGAGCUUGCGUGAGCAGAGCCUGGGAUCUGCAUGGGCCCCGUCCGGAUGAUCCGCCAAGCCAUGACAUCGUUCAGUACGCGGGUGCGGAGCUGGAUGGUUUGAAUGAGGCGGCAAUUCUUGAAAGCCCACGCUUCAAAGAAAGCAAAGAUGUGAAGCGGUUGAGCUUCAUGCUUUUGUCCAACAUGGAUGGCAGUUUGCGACUGGAGUAUUGGAGCAGUGAGAGUUGGCACGAGAUCUGGUCCACCCAAAGCCUCCAACUCGGCUCUGGGCCAACUGUGUCCCUUCAAAUACCAGCUGAGGCGUUGGCUCUGCGCUUCGUUGCGAAAGGAGUUGGGCGGGUUGCAAUCGCUGACUUUCACACUACUGCCGCCACAGGGAUCGACUCGGACACGGACGCCCCUCGGCAAUUGAGCAAUGGACUCGUGCACCUAUCGUCCCUCUGUGCUGGCGAGUACCACACUUGCGCGGUGCACGCUGGAACUGGCGAGGUCAAGUGCUUUGGAUACAACGACCAAGGCCAACUGGGCCAAGGCACCGUGGCAAGUUUGGGCGACGACCCUGGCGAGAUGGGCAGCAACCUGCCCCCCGUGGACCUGAACGGAGCCCAAGCAAUUCAGGUUGCGUGCCACCGUCACAGCUGCGCGGUGCUCCAAGGGGGCUCCUUGGUGUGUUGGGGGGUGAAUGACUAUGGCCAGCUUGGCCAAGGGCACCGGGACAGCAUCGGGGAUGACCCGGGCGAGAUGGGAUCGCAGCAACCGAUUGACCUGGGCACUGGCGCCGAAGUGGUGCAGGCCGUAGCUGCAGGGUACCACACCUGCGCACUGCUCCGCUCCGGUGCGGUGAAGUGCUGGGGUUGGGGGGCGGUUUUGGGUUUGGGCGAUUCUACCGACCGCGGAGGAAGUGGCGGCCAGAUGGGGGACGCGCUGCCUGCAGUCGACCUGGGGAAUGUCACGGUGAUGCGGCUAAGCGCCGGAUCUACGCACACGUGUGCGCUUUUGGAGGGUGGUGCCGUGAAGUGCUGGGGUGAUGGAGCAUACGGUAAGCUGGGACAGGGGAGCACAGCAACCAUUGGCGACAACUUCGGCGAGAUGGGCGAGGCGCUCUCGCCCGUGGACCUCCGGCUCCCGGCCAUUCAGGUGACGGCAGCAGUCGACCACAGCUGUGCCCUCCUUGAGGACGGCACGGCCGCAUGUUGGGGGGACGGACAGUAUGCCCAGACGGGCCAAGGCAGUCCGGAAGCCCUUGGCGACGAGCCUGGCGAGCUCGGGGCACAACUCGCGGCGGUCCGGCUGGGCGCCGGCUUCGAGGCGGUCAGCCUCGCGGCAGCAGGCUGGCACACCUGCGCAGUGCUACAGGACGCGUCUCUGAAGUGUUGGGGCUAUUCAGAGAACGGUCGGCUCGGGCUUGGGCAACUUACGGCAGCAGAUCUGAAUCUUGGCGAUCGGCCGGAAGAGAUGGGGGACGCCCUCCCAGUGCUGGACCUGGGCGAGCUGGCUGUGAAGCUCCUGGCAGCCGGCCGCCGCCACAACUGCGUGCUGCUCAGCGACCACGCGGUCAGGUGCUGGGGCCGUGGCGUGGAGGGGCAGCUGGGCACCGGCAGUGGGCAGGAUGUCGGCGACAACGCAGGGGAGAUGGGAGCUGCCCUACUUCCGGCGGAUCUUUUUGCACUCGACGGCUGGAUCCCUGGCACAGACUCCUACGAGAUUGUCAGCUGCGGCUUUGAAGUGGAUGCCUGCGGCUGGAUUGCCAACAGCCAGGCGGCCUGGAGAAUCCAUUCAAAUAACUCGGGUACAUUGCCCGGGUCUUUCGAAGGCAUCGGGUACCUUGUCGCGGAGAAACCUGACCAGGAUGGAGUGUACUACGCAUACUACAAGGUCUUGGUCUUGCAGAGCCCCGCCUUCAGUGCCGGGAACACCACGGUUCGGCUGCUUCACUUCUGCUACCAAAUCCUUGGGGAGGGAAGGCUGGAGGUGAGUGCAUUGGGCUUGGCAGGGUGGGCGAAGAUUUGGAGCUCUGGGAGAGAUGGGCUCGCUGAAGCCUUGGCUUGGCGGGAGGUCGUGAUCAGCCUCCCCGUGGAUGCGAUCUCCCUGCGCUUCGAGGGCGUGGGCAGCGGCUUCGGCAGUGUCCCGAGCGCGCUGGCGCUGGAUAGCGUCCGGACCGGUAGCCAAGUCCCCAUGGUGGAUUUCUGGGACCUCUCCUGUGACUUCGAGGCUGGUGGGUGCCCUUGGUUUGAGAGCUUGGAGAGUGGGAACGGCUCCAGCUCCUACGGAUCCUGGCAGCGCCUCUCGGGUAGCUUUGGCGACGGCGACUGGUGCCUCCAGGCGGGCCCGGGCCCAGCCGGUUCGGCGAGUGAGCAAGCCUUCCUUCUGGACAGCUUUCCCUUCCAGCCAAAGCCGGUCAUGGUCUUGACCUUUGCUUACCAGUUGGUAGGUAGUGCCAGGUUGGAGGUGCAUUUCAGGACCCAGGAUGCUGGUUGGGAGGGUCUCUUCGCAAGCGAAAUGGGAAGUCCAGGGCCUGCCUGGCAACAGAAGAGCCUCAACGUCCCGGCCGGAACAACCGCUUUGAGGUUCACGGCCUUCACGAUCGGCUCCGAUUUGUUGAGGUUGGAUUCCAUAACUGCUGCCGUGCCCCGACUGGAAGACAUUGCGUGUGGGUUAGAAGUGGAGGGAGGUGCUGCUGGCUUUGAAGUCGAGGCGGGCUCCUGUGGCUGGAUCGUUGCCAGCAACACUGUCGCCGGGAACUACUAUGGGAGUAGGCUGGGACUGGAGAACAAUUCGGGCCCCUUUUCGAUCCUGCAGGCGGGGCGCGGCUCAACCUUGAUCCUGCUUGUGACAGCUUGUAUAAGCUUGUUGAGCUUGCCCGUUGCCUAUCAGGUGACCUCUCCAGCAUCCUCUCCUGUGGAAGCACCGGCAUACAUGCGCUUUACCUACAUGAUGGAAGGCGGCAGCUUGCAGCUGGAGUUCCAGAGCUCGGGCAGGUGGUGGAAGCUUUGGUCGAGAUCUGGGCAUAAUCCUGCUAUUUCCGGGGUUCAGGAGGAGAAGAUCGAGCUGCCCGGUGGCACGCAGGCCUUGCGCUUCACUGCCCUCGCUACCCGCGUAUCCCUGGGCCAGCUCGAUGCAUGGGUCGCCCCCGCCGCUCGAGUGCUGCCCGUGGUGUCCCUCUGUGCUGGCGAGUACCACACUUGCGCGGUGCACGCUGGGAGCGGCGAGGUCAAGUGCUUUGGAUAUAGCGACCAAGGCCAACUGGGCCAAGGCAUCACCACACGUUUGGGCGACGACCCUGGCGAGAUGGGCAGCAACCUGCCCCCCGUGGACCUGAACGGAGCCCAAGCAAUUCAGGUUGCGUGCCACCGCCACAGCUGCGCAGUGCUCCAAGGGGGCUCCUUGGUGUGUUGGGGGGUGAAUGACUAUGGCCAGCUUGGCCAAGGGCACCGGGACAGCAUCGGGGAUGACCCGGGCGAGAUGGGAUCGCAGCAGCCGAUUGACCUGGGCACUGGCGCCGAAGUGGUGCAGGCCGUAGCUGCAGAGUACCACACCUGCGCACUGCUCCGCUCCGGUGCGGUGAAGUGCUGGGGUUGGGGGGCGGUUUUGGGUUUGGGCGAUUCUACCGACCGCGGAGGAAGUGGCGGCCAGAUGGGGGACGCGCUGCCGGCAGUCGACCUGGGGAAUGCCGCGGUGAUGCAGCUCAGUGCCGGAUCUACGCACACGUGUGCGCUUUUGGAGGGUGGUGCCGUGAAGUGCUGGGGUGAUGGAGCGUACGGUAAGCUGGGACAGGGGAGCACAGCAACCAUUGGCGACAACUUCGGCGAGAUGGGCGAGGCGCUCUCGCCCGUGGACCUCCGGCUCCCGGCCAUUCAGGUGACGGCAGCAGUCGACCACAGCUGCGCCCUCCUUGAGGACGGCACGGCCGCGUGUUGGGGGGACGGACAGUAUGCCCAGACGGGCCAAGGCAGUCCGGAAGCCCUUGGCGACGAGCCUGGCGAGCUCGGGGCACAACUCGCGGCGGUCCGGCUGGGCGCCGGCUUCGAGGCGGUCAGCCUCGCGGCAGCAGGCUGGCACACCUGCGCAGUGCUACAGGAUGCGUCUCUGAAGUGUUGGGGCUAUUCAGAGAACGGUCGGCUCGGGCUUGGGCAACUUACGGCAGCAGAUCUGAAUCUUGGCGAUCGGCCGGAAGAGAUGGGGGACGCCCUCCCAGCGCUGGACCUCUGCGAGCUGGCUGUGAAGCUCCUGGCAGCCGGCCGCCGCCACAACUGCGUGCUGCUCAGCGACCACACGGUCAGGUGCUGGGGCCGUGGCGUGGAGGGGCAGCUGGGCACCGGCAGGGCAAAUGACAUCGGUGUCGAGUUGAGCGAGAUGGGAGAUGCCCUCAUACCAGUGAACAUCUUUCCCCAAACGCUCACGGCACUGGAGAAGUUACGCAUUGCUGGUAGUAGCCGGCUUUCCGGACCAAUUGAGAUCCUUUACGGAGGCGCUUGGGGCCUCGUGUGUGACGAUGGCUGGGACGAUGCGGCCGCAAGGUUAGCUUGCCGAGAGUUGGAGUUCGGAGGCGGCACGGCGAUCUCCCUUGAUGCGGGCGCUGGCGACGUCCUCGCGGAUGGCGUGCAGUGCCUGGGAACCGAGGUGGGCCUACGCAACUGCACCUUCCAUGGCUGGGGAAAUCAUGACUGCACCUUUCGGGAAGCUGCAGGCCUCAGCUGCACUCCCUGGGCCGACCUCACAGAGGGUGUGGGUCCUGAGAGCCGGGAGGCUCACAGCAUGGUUUGGGAUCCGGAGACGAGGUCCGCGUUGCUCUUUGGAGGCAGCGCCACUGGUCGCUUCCACUACUUUGCGGACCUCUGGCGCUACGACCGCGCCACGAAGACGUGGAGCGAGCUGUCGGCCUCUCCGGGCAGACGCUCUGGUCACUCCGCGGUGUGGGACCAAGCUUCCAGGUCCAUGCUCAUCUUCGGAGGCCACUACAUCGGCCGCUAUUACAAUGAGCUUUGGGCCUUCCGGGUGGAGUCGGGGCAGUGGGCACAGCUUCGGCCUUCAACCUCCCUCCCCGCAGCACGCAGGGGCCACUCGGCCGUGUUGGACCCGGCUAUGAGAGAAAUGCUCAUCUUUGGUGGCGAGCAUGGCUUGACCUUGGAUGAUCUCCAGCGCUACAGCCUGGAAGCCAACUCAUGGGCUGUCUCGACUGCGUCGGGACCACAACGUCGCAGCCAGCACGUGGCUGUGUGGGAUCCCGUGACCCGUUCGAUGCUGGUCCAUGGCGGUUGGAGUGGCAGCGAGUACUUGCAAGACCUUCACGCAUACGACUGGUGGGCAGAUGCCUGGACGGAGUUGCUGCCAGCCUCAAAGCCAACUGCUCGGGGGGGUCACGCUGCGGCUUGGGAUCCCCGGUCCAGGUCGAUGUUCGUCUUUGCUGGUGUUCAGAACAUUUCAAGCCCUCUCACCUCCUUGACCUCUUUGACCUCUGACUUGAACUACGACUUGAACAUACAUGUGUACUCAACACUGACCAACACCUGGGUGCAGGCCACAGUGCCUCAAGACCGCCCAUCGGCGCGAACUGCCCAUGCGAUGCUGCUCGACGCAGAAUCCAGUGAGCUUCUGAUGUUCGGUGGCUACAACUCCUCCUACUUGGGUAUCCUGGCACCACGUGAUUUGUGGAGGUUUGCCAUCGAACCAGUGGAGUCCCUGGUUGCCAGCUGCCAGCGUGGCCAGGCGUGCGUGGUGGACACGGGCAGGAAUCUCAGCGGCUGGCAGCUUACCAUCAGGGACACCUGCAUGCACCCAGCCUCAAUCGAAGGCCUACCUGUCCCUGCGGCCGAUACAGUGGAUGGCUACAAAUUCGACUUUGCAAUGAAUGAAGAAGCCUCUGCAGCUCCUCUGUUGGCGGCACCUGGGAUGUAUCGAGCUUGUCUGUGCCGGCCGGAUGCCUUUCCUCUCUGCAGCCACUCCUUGCCCCUCAAUUCGACCUUGGGCUUCUUCGUGGCUGAGGGGCCAUACAUGAACCAGAGUUGGCAGUGUCACCUAGGGUAUCACUGCAAUAUUGCAAAGUGGCAAGGAGUAGGAAUCUCAGUGAAUGACAGCUUAGUGGCUGUGCCGGCUGCGCAGUGUGGCGGGGACAAGUCAACACAAGCUUUUGGGCAACGGCCCAUCCUCAUCUCCUUCGACUCCUCUUCGAGCUCCUUCUCUCUGGACUUGGGAUAUGUGGAUUCGCAAGUGCCCGAAGCAGUGCACCUCUGCUGGUGCCCUGCUUCUCGGCCAUGUUCCUUUGCGGAGCACCGGGCCUUUGCCCUGCAUCUCGAGAUCCUUUGCCCGCCGGGCUCUUACCAAGUGGGCGCUGUCUGCCAAGAGUGUCCUGAAGGACACUACUGCGAGGGCAAGGAGAUCUUCAGCUGCCCCACAAGCAGCUUUGCCAAUCGCGGCUCCAGUGAAGUUACCGACUGCGCGUGCCUCAUCGGCUUUUACUGGGUUGUCGAGAGCCACACCUGCGUGAGCUGCCCAUACGGCUCCAGCACUGCGCAGGCCGGUGCCACCUCGAUUGCUUCAUGUUUUUGCCUCCCUGACUUUGUGAGCACCCAGCCGGAGGAUCCUUCCGUGUGCGAAUGCGGCCCAGGAUUUGGUUUUGAUGUCCGGCGAGGAGUUUGCGACGCGUGCCCCACGGGGGCCUAUAAGGAGGUGGUUGGCAACAGCCUCUGCUCGAGCUGUCCGGCCGAUACAUCCACAUUGCAGCUGGCAUCCAGGUCAGCCUCAGACUGCUUGUGCCGGCCGGGCCUCUUUAGGGACGCGGGCCGUUGCGUGGAAUGCCGGGAGGGCUUCUUUUGCAACGGCACGGGUGUGGAGUUCCCAUGUCAGGCAGGCGCCAUAUCCACCCGACAAGCCAGGUCUGUUGACGAGUGCAUCUGCAUGGAGGGCUGGUAUCGGUCACUUUCGGGAGAGGCUUCGGAAUCUUCGUGUGAGCUUUGCCCAAGGGGUAGGUACAAGGAGGCGGUUGGUGAUGAUGGCUUUUGCACUCUCCAGUGCCCUGCCAAUGCGGACAGCGAGCCAGGCUCAACAGCUCGAACAGAAUGCUUCUGCGAGCCGGAUCAUUUUGCAGAGCUUGACUCCCGCGGCGUCUUGUCCAGAUGCGCUUCCUGUGCCACCCUUCCAAAUCUCCACUGCCCUGGAGGCUUCGGCAAAAGCGUCGGCAACCAGACCCAUGCAAUGCCGGUAGCGAAGCCCGGGUUCUUUCAGACAGGUGUCGUCACGGUCUACAAGUGCAGUGUGAUGACUGAGGAUGGUACUAGUGCUUGCCUUGGCGGAGAAGGGAACCGCUGCGCAGAAGGCUCCGCCGGAAUGUUGUGUGCCGAGUGCCCGGCCAAUUGGGCCCGUGAGAGGUUUCAGAGCCCUUGCCAGCCGUGCCCGACCUCACAGGCACUCCCGGAAGUGGUUUCCGCCAUUCUGGCAGAUGUGACUAUGAAUGCUGCCAUCAGCUUCGUGAUCGCUUCCAUGGCGGCCACAGAUGCUGUGAGACGAAGCGGGAAGCUGCAUACAAGUAUGAUCAGAAUGGGUACUCAAUGGGUGGCUGCCUGCUCCGUGCUCACUGUCUUUCAACUCGACCAGGUGCGCCUCUUGGGCUUUCCAGAAAGCUCGGGUCCAAGUGGUAGCAGCAGUCUUCUUGCUUGGCCAGCAAGCGUCCGCGCGGCCAUGGUGAGUUUUUUCCAGUUUCUGUCGCUUGGCCAGACUGUGGUGUCGGUGAAAUCGGCCAUCCACUGCUAUGCUCAAGAGGUGCUUCCCGUGGACCCAGCUGCUCCAACCUGGUUCCUGGGCCUCUACUACUUGUGCCUGCCGCUGCUCGUCAUCGUUGCCAUCGUGCUUCUGAGCUCGGCCGUUGUGUACGUUCUUGUGCCCUUAGGCCAGCACUUUGGCCUUGCGUUCAACCAGGUGGCCAGAAGGCAGAAGAAACGAGAGGCCGCAAGAAGACGGCUGUGCUCUGCAGUGGAGGACGGCCUCUCAAAGGCUGGCCUGGGAUGGGAGGACCUGGUGCAGUCGGGAGCACUUGACAUCUCCCUCGCCCAGCUGCACGAAGCAGCACACCAGCCCGAUGCCUUCCUCCGAAACGCGGUCGCUUCCAGCCCAAGCCUGCUGGCCAAGGCUCUGGAUGCCAGGGCAGCCGCCAGCAACCAGGAGGCCUGCGCUCGGGAGCUGGCGGAGUUGGCGGAGCAGUCGGAGGUCCACUUCACCGACCUCGCAACGUCUGAGGGUUUUGAGGACCUGGAGACCUUCCUUGCCGACGCCUACGAGAAGUUGAAGGCGGCGCGCCGUGCGCAGAGUGACGGCAGACAGGACGGACGCGGAAGCAACAGGAGAAGUUCGGAGGAGGCCUUCUCCUCAAGGAAGCAGAUCAACAAGACCUACGACCUGGACCUGGACGCCACGAUGGACUCCCUCGACUUCGGCCUCUUCGACUCCCGACCACGCUGGUUCGACCUGGUGCAUCAAAGCGUGCCGGUGGUUUGGACUGGCCUGGUCUACUUGUGGCCGGUCUUGCUCUCGGGCUUUCUUCGCAUGCUGUGGUGCGUGCCCAUCCCGGAGGAUGGUGAGGAAAGUGUCAUCUUCACCUACCGGCUCCUUCCCAGCCCAGAGAUCCAGUGUUGGGCAGAUCCACACUUCCCAUCUGCGCUCACGGCCGUCGUGGGCCUCCUUGUGUGGUGCGCAGGCAUUCCGGGCCUGUUGGCGCUGCGAUUGCUCUUUCUGGCUGAUCGGCAGUCGCCCGGGAAUUUUCGGAAGUAUGGGUUUUUCAUUCAGGGCUACGAGGCCAAGUACUGGUGGUGGGACAUCAUCGUCAAGAGGCUCGACGUCGGCGUCAUGAUGCUCAUCACGUACACCUCUGUGGUGCCAACCCCUGAAGGCAAGCUCCUGUGUUACCCGGUGCUCUCGGGCUUGCAGCUUUGCCUUGCUGCUUGGAUAGCACCCUUUACCAACGAGCAAGCCGGUGUGCUUGACGUGCUCGAAGUGGCGUUGCAGAUCUCCCGCUUUCUCCUCUUCAGCACCGUGGUGGCGCUGAUGGUCCUGUCGCCCAGCCAUCUGGCAACCGCGGGGCUUGCAGUCGCAGUUCUGGUUCUCUUGAUGGCCGCGGGCGCCUACCUGGUGGUCCACGUGGCUUCACAGAUAUUCCGAGAUGCCCGCGCCUUGCGCGGCUCCGGGGUGCGCCGCGGGAAUGCCUUGAUGAAGUUCAUAGGUUCUGUCAAGGACUGUGUCCUGAACGCUGCUGUGCCGCUCUUCAAGCAGGCCGAGGAGGAGAACGUUCGGCUGACAUGGUCAUUCGACCAGGGCGUGAUGACGACAGUGAGACCAUCUCCACUCCCGCGUACGGGAUGCUGGCGGAUGUGGAUGUUCCUGCGACGGCUUCGGGCAGAAGUGCUUCGAACGAGCGCCCAUUAUCAGCAUGCCGUCCUCCUGAAGGCGAGUGGUGAAUUCACGGCCUUCUGCCUGGCUGAGUUGAAGCAGACUGGGCUGCCCUUUGAGUGCCUUGGGAUCCUGUGCCGCCUUGCAACUGCAAACCAGCGGCUGCCAAACCAGAUUGUCAAGACGCGCAUUGCGGAAGUGUGGUCCAUGCACAUGUCCUCACUUGCAGAUGAGCCUGGGCCAAAGACAUGCACGCCGCAAGAUUUCGAGCGUGCAAUGAUGCGCUUGAGCCAGAUGCCCCUCGAGGAUGCCGUGCGGCUUGUCCAGGAGGCUGCGAGGCUGCGGAGGAAGGACAGCAAGGACCCCGAGCUCCUGAGCCACGAGGUCAAGACAAGCGAUGAGGCAAAAGGUGGCGAUGAGGCCGAUGCCCUGCGUGACAGCCCUCUGGCAGAUGACCUUGGAGCCCCAGGCACUCCGUCUGACGAGGUCAGUGUGUACAUGUAA
Molecule: messenger RNA, 10017 nt
Organism: Symbiodinium natans
Lineage: Eukaryota; Dinophyceae; Suessiales; Symbiodiniaceae
Source: the annotation of a GenBank genome assembly